AUGCUCCGAAAUAUCUCACUUGCCGCCAGAAGCAUUCUCUAUAGUCCACAAACGUAAAAAAUUGUUGUUUGGCCAGUCAAUAAACCGGUUUUUUUUUUCAGUAUCGCCCGUUCGUUUUCAACGCAAGCGGACUUUGAACAGGCGCAGAAGAAACUGAAGACGUUGAAAGAGGAGCCGGAUAAUGAUGUGAAGCUCAAAUUGUAUGCGCUGUUCAAGCAGGCCACGGUCGGGGACGCUCAGGGGAAGCGGCCCGGCAUGAUCGAUUUCGUCGGGCGCGCCAAGUUCGACGCAUGGAACAGUCUGAAAGGACAGACUCAGGACGAGGCGAGAGAAAAUUAUGCAAAGCUCGUCGGCGGACUCGUUUCGGAAGACGCCGCUGCGGCUCCAGCUCCGACCGGACCUUCAGUCGAAGGCCUGGAGAAUGUCGACGGACUGAUGGUGGCCCGCGAAGGAAAAAUUUUCAAGAUUACUCUGAACAGACCAAAAAAGUUCAAUGCGCUGACUUUGGACAUGUACAAGGGCAUUCAGAAGGCGCUGGAAGUCGCCAACAAUGACAAAUCCACGUCGAUCACCGUUAUCGCUGCAAAUGGCCCGUACUUCUCCGCCGGAAACGAUUUGACAAAUUUCAAAGCGGCUGCCGGAGGGAACAAAGAGCAAAUUGCCGAGAUGGCAAAUGCUGCGAAAGCGGUUCUUCACGACUAUGUCGACGUAAGUUGCUCGCCCGUUUUCCAUUCAUUAUCGCGUGUUUCCAGGCGUACAUCAAGCACGAGAAGCCUCUGAUAGGACUGAUCAACGGACCGGCCGUCGGGAUCGCCGUCACCGUGCUCGGGAUGUUCGACUACGUCAUCGCCACGGAUAAAUCAUCGUUCCACACGCCGUUCGCUCCGCUCGGACAGUCUCCGGAAGGCGCCUCCAGCUACACUUUCCCGCUGAUAAUGGGAUCGUUGAGAGCUUCGGAAAUGCUGCUCGUUUGCAAGAAGAUCUCUGCUCAAACUGCCAAGGACUACGGACUCAUCAACGAAGUGGUGCCCGACGCGGAGUUCCAGAUGCAAGCUCAGAAGGCCGUCGAGGAAUUCUCGCAGAUCCCACCGGAGAGUCUUCGCAUCAACAAGACUCUUCUCCGUUCGUUCCACCGCGAGAAGCUUCUCGAAGUGAAUGACGUAAGUAGUGCAUUUUAUUAGAAUUCUGAUCUAGUACUACAUUUUCAGAUCGAAUGUGACUUAAUUACUCAGCGCUGGCAAUCGAAGGAAUGCCACCAGGCACUCGCUGCUUUCAUGACGAGAGGAGCGAAAAAGUAA
Messenger RNA from Caenorhabditis sp. 36 PRJEB53466, 1298 nucleotides. Lineage: Eukaryota; Metazoa; Nematoda; Chromadorea; Rhabditida; Rhabditidae. The record is from the annotation of a GenBank genome assembly.